AGAGCAGCAGGAGCCCGCCAUAGGAGGAUUCUCAGGCAGACUCUCUGCAGAGACACGAGAACAGGACACAAGGAACGAACGCGACCAGGAUGGCGGACGUUGUCGAAGGCGGGGCUUCUUCUCACGAUGUUCAGUCCCUCCUGUCUUCUCCGGACAGGGACUUCCUCAUCCGGAACAACGGCGAUCAGGUUAAGGUCGAUAGCUUGAAGGGGAAGAAGCUUGGCUUGUACUUCUCUGCAUCGUGGUGCGGUCCGUGCCACCGGUUCACCCCGAUUCUGGCGGAGGUGUACGAUGAACUUUCCCCAAAAGGUGAUCUGGAGAUCAUUUUUAUCUCUGCAGAUAAGGAUGAAGGGUCCUUCAGUGGAUACUUUUCCAAGAUGCCGUGGCUUGCAAUCCCGUUUUCCGACUUGGACAAGCGCAAUAGCUUGGAUGAAUUGUUUAAGGUGAGGGGGAUACCCCACCUUGUCAUUCUCGAUGGCACAGGUACGGUCUUAACAGAUAGCGGAGUUGCGAUUGUCCGUGAGUAUGGAGUGGAAGGUCACCCUUUCACUCCAGAACGUAUCAAAGAGUUGAAAGACCAGGAAGAAGCUGCCAGGAUAAAUCAAUCAUUGACCUCUCUUUUGGUCCAUGGAUCUCGUAACUUCGUAGUUUCGUCCAAUCGGAAUCAGGUUCCUGUUACUGAGCUUGAAGGGAAAACAGUGGGUCUGUACUUCUCGUUGUCCGUGCACAGGGCAUGCGUCGAUUUCACGCCUAAGUUACUGGAGGUUUAUGAGAAAUUGAAGGCCAGAGGAGAGAGUUUUGAGAUCGUUCAGAUACCUCUUGAUGAUGAUGAAGCGUCAUUCAACCAAUCCUUUGGAAGCAUGCCAUGGCUUUCAUUACCUUUCAAAGACAAGAAAUGCAAGAAGUUGGUCAGGUACUUUGAGCUGUCGACCCUACCCACUCUGGUCAUUAUCGGUCAGGAUGGGAAGACUGUCCAUGCCAACGUUGCUGAAACUGUCGAAGAGCAUGGCAUCGCAACUUACCCCUUCACUCCAGAAAAGUUUGCAGAGCUUGCAGAGAUAGAGAAGCAAAGGGAAGAAUCUCAGACCUUGGAGUCGAUCUUGGUUUCAGGGGAUCUGGAUUUCGUCAUUGGAAAGGAUGGAACCAAGAUUCCAGUAUCGGACUUGGUAGGGAAGACUAUCCUCCUUUACUUCUCGGCACACUGGUGCCCUCCUUGCCGAGCAUUCCUGCCGGUGCUUUCGGAGGCAUACGAAAAGAUCAAGGCCACAGACGAUGCCUUUGAGGUGAUCUUCAUCUCCAGCGACAAGGACCAAACUGCCUUCGACGAUUAUUUUGCUCAGAUGCCAUGGCUGGCGCUUCCCUUUGGUGAUGAGAGGAAGAAAUUCCUGAGUCGCAGAUUCAAGGUCAAGGGGAUCCCCAUGCUUGUAGCCAUAGGCCCAACGGGCCGGACGGUGAGUAAAAAAGCAAGGGAUCUUAUAAUGGACCACGGGGCUGAUGCUUAUCCUUUUACUGCCGAACAUCUCAAGAAGUUUGAGGAAAAGUUCAAGGAAAGUAUAAAAGGCUGGCCAGAGAAGUUGAAGCAUCCUUUGCAUGAAAAGCACGAGCUCGUUCCUGCUCAGAGGAGAAGGUACAAUUGUGAUGGCUGCGGUAAGGCAGGGGAGGGGUGGUCGUAUUAUUGCGAGGAGUGUGACUUUGAUCUCCACCCAAAAUGCGCUGUUAAAGAAGAGAAAACGACUAAAAACGAGUUAGAUGAAGAUGCUGAAGCAGCUGGGGAGGAAGCAGAGGAAGGAGGAGAUGCCAAAGAGGGAUGAAUCUGUGAUGGUGAGGUCUGUUAUAAGGCCUAGAAGUUACUGUCUUGUAGUUUCUUUAUAUAUGACUUCUUUGAAGCAGUUCUUUUUUCUUCUUUUUUCUGGGUGGAUGUUUCCGAGCUUGAUCUGCAAAGGGUUUGUAUGUGAGAUAUAUGGCGUGUAUUAUGACUUUGACAAUUUGCUGUCGUGAUAUAAUGUUCAUCGUCGACUAGCCGUGUGCCAAACAGAGUGGUAGGCUUGAAUUGUCCGUUUGUCAUGCAAGUGUCUCCGUCUCUCCUUUUGAUGAUGCAGCUUCGAGAUUUGCAUGCACACUGGACUUGACAGAACAUGUUUAAUCAAUACACUUUGUAUGGAUCUUUCCUCAA
This is a messenger RNA of Eucalyptus grandis, 2173 nucleotides long. Its product is annotated as probable nucleoredoxin 1. NCBI's taxonomy places the organism in Eukaryota, Viridiplantae, Streptophyta, Magnoliopsida, Myrtales, Myrtaceae. The transcript is spliced from 4 exons. The record is from RefSeq and is a predicted model, not a curated record. Bases 90 to 1811 code for a protein of 573 amino acids. Gene Ontology annotation, molecular function: thioredoxin-disulfide reductase (NADPH) activity.